AUGAUCAUCUACAGGGAUAUCAUCUCUGGAGACAAGAUGUUCUCAGACAUCUACAAAAUCAGAGAAAGCAGAUUUGGACUUUGCUAUGAAGUUGAAGGCAAGAUGGCCUCUACAAUAGAAGGUUCAAUUGAUGAUGCUUUGAUUGGUGGAAAUGCAUCUGCUGAAUGCCCAGAUGAAGGGUCAGAUUUAACAACCGUCACAGGAAUUGAUAUAGUAUUAAACCACAAGCUUCAGGAAACCAGCUUCACAAAGUAA
Pelobates cultripes (western spadefoot toad) is the source of this 255-nucleotide messenger RNA. NCBI's taxonomy places the organism in Eukaryota, Metazoa, Chordata, Amphibia, Anura, Pelobatidae. The record is from the annotation of a GenBank genome assembly.